Molecule: messenger RNA, 1605 nt
Organism: Chaetomium globosum CBS 148.51
Lineage: Eukaryota; Fungi; Ascomycota; Sordariomycetes; Sordariales; Chaetomiaceae
Exons: 1
Coding region: 1-1605 (534 amino acids)
Biological process (GO): mitochondrial seryl-tRNA aminoacylation
Cellular component (GO): mitochondrion
Molecular function (GO): tRNA binding; ATP binding; serine-tRNA ligase activity
Source: RefSeq, a predicted model, not a curated record
AUGAGGACACCCGCUGUCGGUGCUAGGAGGUCACUGAAUUGGUUACGAUGUGUCAACCAAGCCCCCCUUAUAUGCCCUACCAUCCUGCCGCUCUCCCACCUAACGACGCCGCGAACAAUACCACGAGCGCUCUUCCAUAACGCGCGAACCCUCCUCCAAGACGUUUCAGAACACCAGCAGCCGCCCACCGCCCGACAAACGACGACAGGCCCCAAGGCCGCACCUGACCUCAAACACAUCCGCCAAAAUCCCGAGCUCUACGCCCAAAACUGCCGUGACCGCAACUACCACGCCGCCGCCGCUUACCCCGCCCAAAUCAACGACCUCUUUUCCCAAUGGCAUGCUAAGCAGCAGGAGGGCCGGAGCCUGCGCGAGCGCCGCAACCUCCUGCGCCGUCAACUCGCCGACCCAGGAACAACCCGCGACGACGCCGACCAAGAUGCCGCCGGGUUCCGCUCGCUGUCCCGCGAGCAGCUCCUCGACGAAGCCCGCAAGGUCAAAACCGACCUGAGCGCCAUCGAAGAAGCCGAAUCCACCCUCGCCGCCGAGAUGCAGCGCCUCGCGCUCGCCAUCCCCAACCUCACCAGCGACGCCACCCCGCGCGGCAACGAGCCCACCGUGCUGAGCUACAUCAACGACCACCCGGAGCCCGGCCCGGCGCCGUCCGACCGCGUGUGGCGCUCCCACGUGCACAUCGGCGCGGAGCUCGGCAUCCUCGACUUCGCGGGCGCGGCGGCCACCUCCGGGUGGGGCUGGUACCACCUAAUCGACGAGGCCGCGCAGCUGGAGCAGGCGCUGGUCAACUACGCGCUCACGGCGGCGACGCGCGCCGGCUGGCGGCAGGUCAGCCCGCCCAGCAUGGUGUACUCGCACAUCGCGGGGGCGUGCGGGUUCCAGCCGCGGGACGCGCACGGCGAGACGCAGAUCUACGCCAUCGCGCAGUCGGCCGAGGACGCCGCGCGCGGCAAGCCCGAGCUCAGCCUGGCGGGCACGGCCGAGAUCCCGCUGGCGGGGAUGAAGGCCGACACGGUGCUGGACGAGCGCGAGCUGCCGGCCAAGCGGGUGGCGGCGUCGCGGUGCUACCGGGCCGAGGCCGGCGCGCGCGGGUCCGAGACCAAGGGCCUGUACCGCGUGCACGAGUUCACCAAGGUGGAGCUGUUCGCGUGGGCGGCGCCCGACGAGGGCGUGGCGCAGGAACUGCUGGACGAGAUGGUCGACCUGCAGACGGAGCUGCUCGGGUCGCUGGGCCUGCACUGCCGUGUGCUGGAGAUGCCGACCGCCGACCUGGGCGCCUCGGCCACGCGCAAGUGCGACAUCGAGGCGUUUUUCCCCUCGCGCCGCGACCGCAACGACGGCUGGGGCGAGGUGACGAGCGCGAGCAUCUGCACCGACUACCAGACCCGCCGCCUGGCCACCCGCGUCAAGCUGGCGAGUGGGAAGUUGGUGUAUCCGUUCACGGUGAACGGCACGGCGAUGGCGGUACCACGGGUGCUGGCCGCUAUUUUGGAAAAUGGGUGGAAUGAGGCCGAGAAGACCGUGACGAUCCCCGAGGUGUUGAGGCCGUGGAUGGAGGAGAGGGAGAAGAUCGGGCCGCGGCAUCGUUAG